This is a messenger RNA of Ruditapes philippinarum (Manila clam), 1632 nucleotides long. RefSeq lists its product as uncharacterized. The record is from RefSeq and is a predicted model, not a curated record. NCBI's taxonomy places the organism in Eukaryota, Metazoa, Mollusca, Bivalvia, Venerida, Veneridae. The transcript is spliced from 11 exons. The coding region runs from base 101 to 1519 and encodes 472 amino acids.
UUUGUUAGUGGGAAAAGAUUUUUUUAAAUGUGAACGAUUUCGACAGUGCUAGAUGUGUUGAUAUUGUUCAUAAGAUUAAAAUUAUGAUAAUAUAAAGGAUAUGCAGUAUAAGUGUACAGUGAAGAUGAAUCUUCUUUUUAUUGUGAUAUGGUGUUUAUUGGGUCUGAUGCCGGAUAAUGUUGAAAUGAGCUGUUACAAUCCACCUUCAGAGCUGUGUACCAAUGACAUGGUAGAAAUCCCAAGUUUGGAAACUAGAGAUCCGUCAGUCAUGAUCACUAACAAAACGUCACACUGGACAUUCUGUGAUGUGUAUGCGAUCGACACAAAUAUAUGGUACAAAAGUGAAAUCUCUAUGACCACGCAAUGUCCUUCGAUGUAUAUGUGUGGAGCAAAGUUUCCUAUUUGGAUGAACGGUGAGAAUCCAAGUCCCGGAGAUGGGUUAGUGAACAGGACAUCCUGUUUAAGAGACUUUGACACCUGUUGUCUACGUACCUACAGGGUGACCGCUGUCAAUUGUGAGUGGUUCAUGGCCUACUGUUUUGUCGAUUUGCCUUCCGGUUGCCACCAGAGAUAUUGCUUCGACAAUAAUUUUACGUCAACCUCAACACCGUUGCCAACGUCGAAAUUCACAGACGAAAACAACGGUAAUUCGCCAAGCAAUACAAUGGCUCCCAGAAGCUCAAUUACAACGACAGCACAGAAAGGCACCGAAGGAAGCCAAACACAAACACAAUCUAAUAAUGUUGAAUUGAGCUGUUAUAAUCCACCUUCAGAACUAUGUAACAAUGACAUGGUAGAAAUCCCAAGUUUGGAAACUAGAGAUCCGUCAGUCAUGAUCACUAACAAAACGUCACACUGGACAUUCUGUGAUGUGUAUGCGAUCGACACAAAUAUAUGGUACAAAAGUAAAAUCCCUAUGACCACACAAUGUCCUUCAAUCUAUAUGUGUGGAGCAAAGUUUCCUAUUUGGAUGAACGGAGAGAAUCCAAGUCCCGGAGAUGGGUUAGUAAACAGGACAUCCUGUUUAAGAGACUUUGACACCUGUUGUCUACGUACCUACAGGGUGACCGCUGUCAAUUGUGAGGGGUUCAUGGCCUACUGUUUUGUCGAUUUGCCUUCCGGUUGUCACCAGAGAUACUGCUUCGAUAAUAACUUUACGUCAACCUCAAACCCAUUAACAACGUCGAGAUCCAUAGACAAGAACAACGGUAAUUCGCCAAGCAAUACAAUGGCUCCCAGAAGCUCAAUUACAACGACAGCACUUAAAGGUACCGAAGGAAGCCAAACACAAACUCCAAGUGUGACACAAUCUGUGUCAAGUGACGGAAAAGUUCUUACUGUUGCGUUUGUAGUAAUUGGGCUUACGACGGCAACAAUCAUCGGGCUACUGAUAUAUAUCAUUCGAAGGAAGAGACUGAUGAAAGUGAUUGAUAAGGACUAUGAUACACUGAAGUACCCAACCGUUAAAACAAUCAAGGUCGAUGAUGCUGGGCAUUUGUAUUCCUACUCUUCAAGUUGAGAAAAUUGUCAAGUAGAUCAUUUGACCAACGUCGAGCAGGAUCUAUGCAACGGAAAACAAUAAUUUAGAUGUCUCGUUACUGUAUUGUGAUAGAUAUAUUGAUAAUACAUACA